This is a messenger RNA of Lodderomyces jiufengensis, 786 nucleotides long. RefSeq names its product isoamyl acetate-hydrolyzing esterase (gene IAH1). Lineage: Eukaryota; Fungi; Ascomycota; Pichiomycetes; Serinales; Debaryomycetaceae. Bases 1 to 786 code for a protein of 261 amino acids. The record is from RefSeq and is a predicted model, not a curated record. The transcript has a single exon.
AUGAAUUACAAUAAAUUUAUACUAUUUGGAGACUCAAUUACUCAAUACAGUAAUGAAAUAAAUGAUAAUUUUGCAUUGCAACCUGCAUUACAGAACAGGUACAUUAGAAAAUUAGAUGUAAUCAACCGUGGGUAUAGUGGAUAUAGUUCAGAACACGCUAGGUUGAUAUUGCCAAAAUUACUUGAGUCAGAAUUAAACUCAAAAAAAGACAAUAUUAAAUUGAUGACUAUAUUUUUUGGGACUAAUGAUGGAUUUGAUGAUAUAAAUUCUAUUCAGCCUGUGGAAUUGGAGAGGCAUAAAGAAAACAUUAAAUUCCUACUUCAAUUGGCUUUAGAGAAUAACAUUAAACCUAUACUUAUUGGUCCUAGUCUUCAUGAUCCAAAAAUCGCUAAAGAUGAAUUUUCAAAUCUGGACAAAGGAAGCUUAGGAAGGGACGCAACAACGAAUGAAAGGUAUCAUCAAUACUCCGAAGGAGCUAAAGAAGUUGCUCAAGAAUUUAAUGUUCCUUUUGUGGAUUUGUGGAACUUAUUCAGAAUAGACGGAGGUUGGACCAAAGAACAAUUAUUUGAAGUAAGUGGUGAUAAGGAGCAUUGGCAAGUUGGUACAUUAGCUGACUAUUUAAAUGAUGGAAUACAUUUUACUUCCAAAGCUUAUAGAAUUAUGUUUGAUGGAGUAGUGAAGGCUAUAGAGGAUUAUUAUCCAGAAUAUUUACCGGAAAAUUUACCAACAAAGUUAGUUGGUUGGAGAGAAAUUAAUCCUGAUAAUUUAGAAUCAAUAUUCAAAUAG